Molecule: messenger RNA, 3920 nt
Organism: Botrytis byssoidea
Lineage: Eukaryota; Fungi; Ascomycota; Leotiomycetes; Helotiales; Sclerotiniaceae
Exons: 5
Coding region: 500-3562 (1020 amino acids)
Biological process (GO): aspartyl-tRNA aminoacylation
Cellular component (GO): aminoacyl-tRNA synthetase multienzyme complex; cytoplasm; cytosol
Molecular function (GO): RNA binding; aspartate-tRNA ligase activity; ATP binding
Source: RefSeq, a predicted model, not a curated record
UCUUCCUCUUCUGCUUCCUCUUUCUCUUCCUCGUCAACAAGGAAUAUCAAAUACAAGUUGGAGAUUGACAAUAAGAGGAUCUUAUCUAUCUUGCAAUCCUCUUCUCUUCUCUUCUCUUUCUCUUUCUCUUCCUCUCCCACUAUCUACCAAAACAAACAUAAUCCUCCCAUAUUCCCUAUCACCCCGCAUACCAACCUCUUUACUUUUCUUUCAUCAGUCACCAAUCAAAGUGCAACGAGAUCCAACUUCAAGGUUGACUCAACAAUCACCAUCACCGAAAGAGAGACACAGAGAGCUUAUUCUCUAAUCUCACUCCGUAAUUCCGGCUCUUCCGUCAGCAGCUAGCUUUGACACAAUACCCAUCUAAUAAGUGCCGACGGUGUAUGGUUAAAUACUUCCAGACACAUCUCUCGACUUUCAUAUUCACCUAAUUAGUUUCCAUUCAAAUUUCUACAAAUUUCUACAGAAGAAAGAAGACACACAAACACACAUUCUCAUCAUGUCGGCCCUCAAGAAGCGCCUCAGUAAAUUGAUACCAGAUCGCAUCGGCAAGAGUAAUAACAAUAGCAACAAUUCGAGCAACGAAAAUGUUCCACAGCUUGCAGAUGGGAUUGAAGGUUCCUCUGGAUCCAAUGGACCAUUAGCAAGCACCUCUCAAAACAAUGGUGCUCAAACGCCAGAACGAUCUAACUCCCGACGAGUGAGUCGCGAGAUUCUUGAGCAAAAUAAGGCGAGAAGAAGCAUGGAUAAGGAACGUGUAAAGGCUGAGAACAAGAAGAAGCAAUCUUUGGCAAGAAUAGAAGAUGAGAAGUUCUUAAAAGAAGGACCGGCAGCCCUUACGCAACUCUAUCGACCAUACAGUAUGAUUCAAAGUAAACAUUGGAGACAUGAGGAGAGAGCUUUAUUCAAGAACAUCAAUUGGGCUGAAAUGGAUGGACAAAUCAUUAGUUUCAGAGCUCGAAUGCAUACUUUGCGGAGAAUGUCUGCCAAACUGGUAUUUAUCGUUUUCCGUCAACAGACUAUGACAAUUCAGGGAGUUUUGCAAAGCUUCAAACCUGAAGAAGAACAAAAUGAACAUGGUACAAUUUCCGAACAGAUGGUUAGAACUGUCGAACAUUACCCCGCCGAAACGAUCGUCGUUGUUCAUGCCAAAAUCCGAAAAUCCCUCCAAACUGUUAAGAAUGCCACAGUUCAUGAUUACGAAUUGCAAGUUUACGAAAUCCACAGAGUGGUUCCAUUGACCGAAAAUGUACCAUUCACAGUCUACGAUGCAGAGAAUAUCAACAGAGAAAAGGAAGUUGACAUGGAUGAUGAUUCCGGUGAUGAUUCGGUUGCAGCUAGUCAGCCAAUGUCACCAAUUUCAACAGAUACACCAAGAGGUCCUCCUUCUCGUGCUUCUACCGAUCUUGCACGCAAUGCUUUUGCAAAAUUGGAUGAUAAGAAUUUGGAGAGUAGAACUUCCAUGGAUACAGGUCAUCACCAAAAACGAUCCCUCCCACAAAGAGUGAGAUUGAACAACAGAAUUAUCGAUUUACGAACAACUCCAGCUCAGGCAAUCUUCCGUAUCCAAUCGGGUAUUUGCAACCUUUUCCGAUCAUAUCUCGACACCCAAGGCUUCAUUGAAAUCCAUACACCAAAAUUACAAGGAGGUGCUACUGAAUCUGGUGCAACCGUUUUCGAACUCAACUACUUUGGAAGACCUGCUUUCUUGGCCCAAUCCCCACAAUUGGCCAAGCAAAUGUGUAUCGCAGCUGAUUUCGAGAGAGUUUAUGAAAUUGGUGCAGUUUUCCGUGCAGAAGACAGUAAUACACCACGUCAUUUGACCGAGUAUACUGGAUUGGAUCUCGAGAUGGCUUUAGAAGAGCAUUAUCAUGAGGCUUUGACUCUUAUUGAUGGUAUGUUCAAGAACCUCUGGAAAGGAAUUUACGACCGAUAUCAAAAAGAGAUUGAUCUCAUUGACCAAUUUUAUCCACAUACCAAGGUCGAAUGGCUGGAUGAGACUCCCAGAAUCCCAUUUUCUGUCGGUGUCAAGAUGUUGGUAGAUUCGGGUUGGGUUGAAGAAGAUGGAAGUAUACCAUCCGAAACCGAGGAUCUCUCUACUCGAGCCGAAAUUCGUUUGGGUGCGUUGGUCAAGGAAAAGUAUCAUACUGAUUACUAUAUCCUCGAUAAAUUCCCUGCUUCUGUUCGACCAUUUUACACCAUGCCUGAUCCAGAAGAUGAUCGAUUUACUAACUCAUUCGAUAUUUUCAUGCGUGGUCAAGAAAUCUUGACUGGUGGUCAACGUAUUCAUGAUGCUGAAUUUUUGGAAAAACGUAUGAAGCAAAAGGGUGUCAAGCCAGAAAGCAUGUCUGAAUAUCUUGAAGGUUUCAGAUGGGGAGCACCACCUCACGCAGGUUGUGGUAUUGGUCUUGAGCGUCUUACGUACCUUUUCCUUAGUCUUGGCAAUAUUCGACUUGCAUCUCUAUUUCCAAGAGAUCCCAAAUCACUUCCAGCUGUACCUCCUACUCUGGUCCUUCGUCACGAGGAUGCAUCAACACUCCAUCCAAUAUGGGAGCAAGAAGGAAAGGAAUUUACACCCGAAUUACUCCCAUCUUUGGAGAAGUUAAUCGCCAAUUAUGGUGAUGCAGCCAACACCUCUUGGUUGGACAAGCGCUAUCACGUAUGGAGACAUUCGACCACUGGUGCUGCACAAGGUUAUGUCAUCCAUAACUCGUAUGCCAUUAUUGUUGGAGAGCCUCUUUGCGAUAAAUCUCAAACACCAGCCAUCGUUUCUGCCUUCCUCAAUUACUUGAAUACCGAACAUAAGAAUCUGAAGCCAAUUUGGAUGAUUAUCGGUUCUCGUACCGAAGAAUAUCUUGGUGAAAAGUUCGGUUGGCGUACUUUGUCUCCAGCAGCCGAAGAACGCGCCGAUCCUCGAAAUAACCCCGCAGCUAAGGAUAAUGACUUGGCACGCAAAGUUCGACAUGCUGAAAAGGAGGGUAUCAAACUUCAAACUCUUCCAUUCAAUGAACCCGUUCCAGAGGACUUCAAAGAGAAGGUUAAUGCACGAGUCCAAGACUGGCACAAGAACAGAAAGGGUACCCAAGUUCAUCUCACAGAAAUUAGGCCUUGGCUUGACGAGGCUCAUCGUAAAUACUUUUACGCUCAAGGUCCAGAUGGAACCAUUCACGCCAUUAACAUUCUUCAUCAACUCAGUCCUGAAAAUGGAUACCAAGUUAAAUUCUCCCUGGAAUUCCCAGGUGCCCCAUCUGGUACUGUUGAAUCUCUUCUACUUUACUCGAUGAAACAAUUGAGUGCAGCGGAGCCAGAUGUCAAACGUAUCACUUUUGGUACUGGUGCUCAACCACAUAUUGAAGGUGGAAGAAACUUGGGCAAACAUAGAAUUAAGGCGUUGAAGAAGGCUUAUGAGACAAUCGUCAAGCAAGCAAGAUUAUUGGGCAAGAGUGAGUUCAGAGAGAAGAUGGGUACAUGGAAUGACGGAAUCUAUGUUGCAUAUCCUAAGGGUGGUUUGGGUGCUGGUGGUAUUAGAGCUUUGAUGGGUUUCCUAGAGGAAGAUGGUUAGAUUUCUCACCAUGGGAAUUCUAUUUGUGGAUGCGAAGGUGUGAGGUGGGGCAGAUUGUGUCCCUGGGGUGAAUUUGUAACUCUUAAGCAGAAGAAAGUAAUUUCGUGAAGUGCGUUGGAUGACUGGGUUAGGAGAUGGAUGGACGGCAUGGAUGGAUGGGAAAGAUACCUACAUUGCUUGAUUUGUUACUCAAUAGUGUUAUUUUCUUUGCUACCUUUCAUUAAUUGUUUGCCAUCGAUUGAGUCGAUCGUAACUAGUCGAAGGAAAUUGCAAAUAGAAUAUAACAGAUACACUAAUAGAUAAACCAAGGUGUAUUUCAAAGUCAAUAACAUUAGCUAAUCAUUUACUCCAUUAUCUG